AUGCUCAGCCGCUUCAACAUCACCAAGGGCUACCUCGCCUUUGCGGGCGUCUACUUUUUACUCUUCGUCCUCGGUUUGGCCAUCAUUGGGCUGUACGCGACCGACGUCCAGCGAUCGCGGGAGCUACACACCCAUCUCGACUCAAAAUGGGUCUUUGCCGUCGUUGUCGGAUGUCUCUCUAGCGUCACCUGUCUCGCCUACCUCGUUCCGCUCGUCUUUCACGCGCUCGGCGUCGUCGCGCCGAUCUGGAACCUGGUGCUCUUCAUCCUCAAUAUCACCCUCUUUGGCGUAUUCGCCAAGCUCUUCCUUCAUGCCGACGCCGGCGGCAACGGUGCCGUCACACGCAUGAAGAAUGCCAUCUGGGUAGACCUUACCACCGCCCUGCUCUGGUUUCUCGCUACCAUUGCCUCGGCCGGCUACUGGUGGAAGCACCGCGACGUCCGCUCCCGCUUCACCGGGCGCGCGCAUGUCUGA
Messenger RNA from Cordyceps militaris CM01, 474 nucleotides. RefSeq lists its product as uncharacterized. The transcript is spliced from 3 exons. NCBI's taxonomy places the organism in Eukaryota, Fungi, Ascomycota, Sordariomycetes, Hypocreales, Cordycipitaceae. Bases 1 to 474 code for a protein of 157 amino acids. The record is from RefSeq and is a predicted model, not a curated record.